Messenger RNA from Mercenaria mercenaria, 642 nucleotides. RefSeq names its product 3'-5' ssDNA/RNA exonuclease TatD-like. Gene Ontology annotation, molecular function: hydrolase activity, acting on ester bonds. Lineage: Eukaryota; Metazoa; Mollusca; Bivalvia; Venerida; Veneridae. The record is from RefSeq and is a predicted model, not a curated record. Bases 1 to 642 code for a protein of 213 amino acids. The transcript has a single exon.
AUGGACUUUAGGGUUGCCUCCACAGUGGGAGUGCACCCGAAAGUGGUCGUUGAAUUUGGAGGGGAAGAAAGAUUGACUUUAGAAUCCCUCUGGAAUUCAGGUUAUCUUGCGGGGUAUGGGGAGAUAGGGCUCGAUAGAACCGUAUCCCCAUCUUAUUGGUUGGCCCAGGAGGAGUUGGUAAAGGACCUGUUGUCCCGUGUUCCUGCUAAGGGAGUUAUUGUUCUCCACGCCAGGGGCAUGGCCCAUGACUCUUUUAAUGAGGAACCUUGUAUGCGGCUGCUAGGUUUGUGCUCUGCCGCUGGGUUAAGUCACCAUAGGAGGAUCCAACUUCAUUGUUGGCAAGGGAGUCGACUUAUGGCUAUGAGUUGGCUUGACCGAUUCCCCAAUACUUACUUUAGUAUUAAUAAUGGGGUUCAACACUUUUCACAAGACCAGAGGGCUGGGUUGAAGUGCUUGCCGCCAAGCAGACUUCUGCUGGAGUCUGAUGGCCCGGCUUUUUCUCCACCAGGGUUUAGGGCAAAUGGCCCACAUCUUCUUGGGGUCACAGCAAGGCUGGUGGCCAGGGUUUUGGGGACAACCCCUGAAUGCCUUAUUGCUCGGACCACUUCAAAUGCCGAGGAAUUGUUCUUCGGGUCCGAGUGA